This is a messenger RNA of Mugil cephalus (flathead mullet), 3750 nucleotides long. RefSeq names its product shisa family member 4 (gene shisa4). The transcript is spliced from 5 exons. Bases 245 to 877 code for a protein of 210 amino acids. Lineage: Eukaryota; Metazoa; Chordata; Actinopteri; Mugiliformes; Mugilidae. The record is from RefSeq and is a predicted model, not a curated record.
GUCCUCCUUGUCCCCGGUGAACGUCGUCACGGGCGCGAUGUGUCACUUCGAUGGAUAAAUUACCGACAGUCGAGUCCGACCCGUCUCCCGUGCUUUCCCCGAGACAGGAUAAUGCCUGGGAGCAAUAGCUAGCCGGACUGUUCCAGACACUUUUUUUGCUCGUAUAUUUUUUAUUUUUUUAUUUAAGGGAACGCCGAUGAAAACACCCGCUCUUUAAAACCCUGUCGCUCGGUUCAGAUUCAGGAUGGGGAUGGUCUUUCCCACGGGCAACAUGUCCCUCGUCUCGGUGACUUUGGCAGUGCUCGCCGUCGUCCUCUGCUCGUCUCAGGUGACUGGAAACGAGGACUGCCUGUGGUACGUGGAUAAAAACGGCACCUGGCACAACGGCUUCGACUGCCCCCUCAUCACAUUCUGCUGUGGGAACUGCCACCGGCGCCAGUGCUGCCUGGACAGAUUCAAGAUGAUCACGGAGAGGGAGCAGAAACGAUGCAUGCUCUUCCAGUUCAGCCCCACCACUUUAGCCGGCAUCGCCUCCUCCAUCCUCCUGUUCGUGGCCAUCAUUGCCACCAUGGUGUGCUGCUUCAUGUGCUCCUGCUGUUACCUCUACCAGAGACGGCAGCAGCGGGGCAGGACUCCUUACGAUGCCCAGCAGAUCCCCAUGGCCAGCUACCCAGUGGAGCCCAUGUAUGACGCUUAUGGAAAACCGCUCGGACCGUCCGAGUACCCACAUGCAGGCUAUCCAAUGGCGCCCCAGUAUCCCGGCAUGCCUCCACAGUACCCAGUGAUGCAGCUGGGACCGUACCAGCCACACCUAAUGGAUCCUGCUUAUAGCCAGGCCCCACCACCUUAUUCUCCGCCUCAGUAUCCUGGCCACUGAUGGGUUCAUCUUCACACACACACACACACACACACACACACACACACGCACACACACACUACACAGUGGGGAACAACUGUAAUGGAUAGAAACGACUGUUUCCAGAGGAGAAGGCAGCAACACACACACUCGAAUAAACACUACAGCUUGAUUAGCGGUGGUUUGCCUGUGAAACGGAACAGGAGGCACUUUAAGUUUUUUUGUUGUUGUUUAUUUACUAGUCUUAGUUUCCCACAGUACUAAAUCAAACUCUGUCCUGCGACCAGACGCCUGACCGCUGUCGACCGGUGUCACAUGAUCCUUAAACUCUCGACGCUGUGCUGCCACUUCUGACGCACUCACCUCAAAGACAGGGUGUAAACUAAACCCAGGGCUCAUUACCUUAGAGAAGAAGGCUCAGAAGGGAUUUAUAUAUAUGUGUGUGUGUGUGUGUGUGUAUAUAGAUAUAUAUAUAUAUAUACACACACAUAUAUAUAUAAAGAUAAUGCACUCCCUUUUAAUUUGUCGAAGAGAACUGUCUUACUUUCUCACCUUUGUUAAAUUUGAAUGAAUAGAAAACUGCCUACAGUUACAUUCCAGGUAAUCUCUGAUCCACAGUCUCCAGAUAACAUGAUGUCUUUGUAUCUAUAUUUGAUGUCGCUUUCGCAGUCUGAUCCAAGCUAAAGUGAAAAACAAAUUGGAAAUUAGGACCACAUGACUACUUGAUGAGGUGAAGUGUUCCAAUGAAAGACUGGUGGAUUUUCCGGUACUCCCUGAUCUGUGUAAGGAGCCUUCUGACACCUGUUGGUUUGAACUUUAUCUCGUCUUCUUUGUAUCUUGGAGGUAGUUUUUUUUAGCCUUCUCAUGUACCAUCGCGACAUCAGCAUGCUACCCAGUCAGAGUUUCCUGCCCUGUUACGCUUCCUCUCUGGUUUUAAACGAUUAGAAGUCCGUCUUAAAACUAAUUCCAUAAUUCCCGGCAGGAUGUUUCUCACUGAAAUUAAUGUAAAAUGUGUAUUUGUUGUAACAUAUCAGGGUUGGGGGAAGGGGCAAGUUGCAGGUGGAUGCUGCUUGAUUCAAACAAAAUAUCCCACCUUACAAUAAUAAUUAACCGUGAAAAUAAGAGAUUAACUAUUUAAAUACAUAUUUUGUAAAGCUGUUCUUCUGCUAAAUAUUUUAUGACAUUGUAACAAGUUAUUUGGAAACGGUGUAUUGUCAUUGUAACAUAAGAUAUGAUGUUUUGACACAUUUCCAUUAAGUAUUUAUUAUGACUGCGGUUACCUUUUACUGUGAAGGGGUUCAAAACAUCUGGACUGAGCUACAAAGCCAAAAAUGACUACUGUUGAAAAUGUAGACUUUGUUCACCUUAAAAGAUUUGUUUAAUUUAAAUCCACUGAUUUGCAUUCUGUCUGCAAGUUAGAUGAGAGGAUUGAUACCUCCUACUGUUUCUAUGGACCAAGUUCUACAAUCUAAAUGAUUAGCAGCAAAAAUGUACCAGAAACAAAAGUACUCAUUAUGCAUAACAGUUUACUUUAGAAUGAUGUUUACAGUUUUCAAUUUUGGUUCGUAAUCAUUGAUGCAUCCUUUACUGCUGGGUAAUUUUAUUUAUUUGAUGUUGUGUCUGUAUUAAAAAUUCAAAUAACUAGUCGGCUACCGAAUAAAAGUAAGAACAUCUCCGCUGCUUAUAUCAUCUAAUCAACUAAUUUAUCGCUCCCCGCUAUUUACCUGAUUCUUUCAGAAGACAAAUGAAGCUGGAGCCAGUGAUUUGUUAGCCUACCUUAAUUAAUUUGUUCCCAAGCUGAAGUGUAAAUAUGUUGAUAAAGGGGCUAUAGAGAUGGUGGUACGGGGGGAUUUUGUAACCCUUAACAUUGCUUCCAUUGUUCAUGCUGAGCUAAGCUAACUCUAAGCUAACAGUUAGCGUUAGAUUCCAAGACUUAAGGGCUGUGACACACCAAGCUAUCAGUGAGCAUCUGUGAUUCUGGUUUUGACCGCGCGUGGAAAAGAAAACACGUUUCAGAGGGCUCACGUGUCUUCAUAUCAUCUGAGCACACAAAUAUUUUGCCAAUAGCAUGAUUCUGUAGGACGGAUAAACUGCCAACCAGCUGAUAACAGUGCUUUAGGAGAGUCCUGCUCGUGUGUGUUCAAAUGCAGCUUUUUGGUUUUGACAGUGGUUUGGUGUGUCCAUAGUUCCAGAGCGUAUUCUGGGACCGUCAGUAUCUUUGUAAAUGACCAUAUUCUCAGCCAGGUCUCAAAUCUCGCCCUAAUCGUAGCUGGAUAUCCAACGGCUACACAAACCUAACCGACUGCCAUCCAUCCUCUCGUCCAGCUUGAACUCAACAAGAAAGCAGAAAUGUGGAUUUCCCAAAAUGUCAAAGUAUUCUUUAAAAAUAAAUAAAUAAAUAAAUGUUUGCUUGACAGCUUAGCUCCAGAUAAGUUAUAGCCUGUAAUCUGAAGUUUAGCAUGAGACAGCAAUGGGCCUUGAAGCCUUUGUAAGAGCCGAGAACCGUAAAACGCUUCCUAAGAGGUCGUCCUAAGUCGUAUUGAAUUGGACGCGUUGUACAAGCAGCUUACAGCGUGAAUUAUUCACUCCUACGACGACUUCCUCGUGUACCUGCUGAGCCUUUGUAAAGCACAAGGAGAACGCUGUAAGAUGAUUUCACACGAAGUAGGACGUAACAUUUGCUCGGUGAUGUUUCUGUUCAUUUGUGCUUCUUAACCCUGGGUUUGUGUUUUAAGGAAACUGACAUCAGGUGGAAAAUAACAUGUCUAGAUAUGAUUUUUUUUUCUUUUUUUUUGGUCUGUUUGUCAUAUGUAUUGUAUGACAUAUUGUAAUAUAAAGUGAGUGAAAAGUUUUUAUUUCUAUUGACAUAAAAUUUAACUUUGGAAUGUAAAUUA